Naegleria fowleri is the source of this 1032-nucleotide messenger RNA. RefSeq lists its product as uncharacterized. The transcript has a single exon. The record is from RefSeq and is a predicted model, not a curated record. Gene Ontology annotation, molecular function: protein binding. The coding region runs from base 1 to 1032 and encodes 343 amino acids. Lineage: Eukaryota; Heterolobosea; Eutetramitea; Acrasida; Naegleriidae.
AUGGUGUUUCCAGAUCUACCGAUUGAAUUGCAAUUUCAACUAUUGUGGUAUUGUGAUGAGAAAUCACUCUUAAAUGUAGCUCUCACUUGCCGACAUUUUUAUCAUUACAUUUUGGGAGAUGAGGAUGAGAGUGAAGUGAGUGCCUAUCGGAGCACAAUUUGGAAGAAUCGGAUCUUGUUCUUGUUCAAUUCGUUUAUUGAUGAAGUCAACAAGAAAGCACCUUUACCUUCAGCAUCGUCCGAGGCCCCUCUUGUCAAGUUGAGUGCUUUCAAAGAGUCCGAUCUCAAUACCUACAUUGAUCAGUUUCUUUAUAUUCGACGAGACAAUCACAACAAGGUCAAAUAUAAUUUGCUAUUGAAUCAAUUGAAACAAAUUCAAUUCAGAAAUGAUCAUGAUCUUUCUGCUUCCAAAGCUGUUAUUUCUGGACGAAGGGUGGAAAAUGUCUCUGUCCAAACAUGGUGUGGUUUUAUUUCCACCAACUAUCCCAUCGUUCGUUGCAUGAAAGAAUUACCUUCCAAUUUUUAUUGUGGAUUUAGAGGUUUUGAACUUGUCGUAGAGAGGUAUCACAUUUGUGGGAAUGGCUGGAAUAUCGUAUAUGGAGUUGGGACCGACUAUACUGACUUUAAUAAGGAUAAAUCAAUCGCUCAAUUUGUGAAUGAUAAUCUGGGCAUUGGAUACAUUUUGGAAUGUAGUAGUUUCAAAUUGUUUGGCGAUUACAAAGAUUUUCAAACGAGUGGUAAGGUGCAAGUUGGAGACAGGUUUGCUGUGUUGAUGGAUUAUGACAAGUAUAGGGUACACUUUUUUAAGAAUGGACUUCACAUUGCAUCGGUAGAGUCACCCUCAGACACGUAUGGUGUAAUAUCCGAUGCCAUUGUUUAUUACCCUAUUGUUUCCAUGUGCAUUCAAAAAUCUGUCACACUCUAUCCAUUGCUGCAAUCUGAGUAUUUACUUGAUCCAGAUAUUCCAGUUCUGAAGGUUUAUGAUCACAUUGAUCAACAUGUUCGACUCAUCAAGAAGAAUACCCAGAAGUAG